Bradysia coprophila is the source of this 3692-nucleotide messenger RNA. RefSeq names its product Arylalkylamine N-acetyltransferase-like 7 (gene AANATL7). Gene Ontology annotation, molecular function: N-acetyltransferase activity. The record is from RefSeq and is a predicted model, not a curated record. Lineage: Eukaryota; Metazoa; Arthropoda; Insecta; Diptera; Sciaridae.
ACAGUGUUUUCUUUUCAGUUGCUUGUCGACGCCAGAAUCGAAACGAUUACACGUUCAUUUUCGAGGAAGUAAAUUAGCUUCAUUCUAUUCAAGCUCUGAACAGCCAAGUGAAAUCCUUUCCUGUUCAUUGUUUCGGUUUGGUUUUAAAUUGAUAGGGAAGGUAAAGUGCGGAACGGUGACACGUUUGAAAGUUUUUAAUUAAAAAGAAGAAAAUCGUCUAAAUAAGGACGAACAAGUUUUCAAGUUUGUCGCUCCGUUAAAUUGAUUAAAAUUUGCUGUUGGGGGAUUGUGAUUGAAUUAUACGACUGCUGCUACUACUAUAUAUUAUACGCACACGACAAGGACAUUCAUUGCACGAAAUGAUUUUCCAAAGAAUCACUCCAGACCGUUACAACGACGUCAUAGUACAUUUACGAGAUUCGUUUUUCUUCGACGAGCCACUUAAUAAAGCGGUGAAACUAUGUACAGCCGGUACGGGAAACGAAGAAUUAGAAAAUUAUUCCAUCGCAACAUUGGAGGACGGUCUAAGUAUUAUGGCAAUAAAUGAUAAUGAAGAGAUUGCCGGUGUUGCAUUGAAUGGAAUAUUGCUGAGAGGUGAUAUCGAGGAGGCACUCAUCAAUCUCAGCCAAUUGAAGGAUGAACGAACUAAGAAAAUCUUUCGACUGUUGUACGAUCAAAAUUUAAAAUUGAAUUUGUUCCAUCGUUUCAACGUUGACAAAAUAUUCGAAAUUCGCAUUUUAUCGGUUGACGCUAAAUUUCGAGGACAAGGCCUAGCGAAAGAACUGUGGAGACGGAGCGAAGUGAUGGCUACGGAAUGUAAUUUUCAGUUGAUGAAGGCCGAUGCAACUGGAUUAUUUUCGCAAAAAGUUUCGAUAUCUUUUGGAUUCAGCCCAUGUCUAGAGCUUUCGUACAAUACGUACACGGAUAAGCAAGGUGAUCCUAUUUUUAAGGUUGAUCCACCUCAUGACAAUCUGAAAAUUAUGUACAAACUAAUCAAUCAAAAGAAUUAAGAAAGAAGAUGUUAAAGAAAAAGAAAUGAAAUGAGUGUGUCAAAGUGGGUCCUAUAAUGAUUCCUAGACCCAUCAGAAACGUUUAUUCAUUUGUUUACGAGACUAAGUAGGAAAACAAUUAUGUGUUAAAGCUAAUGAAGUAAAAGAUUUUUGUGUCAGACAUUAGGCGAAGCUUUAUAUAUAUUCAUAACACACUCUAGGUCUACUAUCUUAGGGCUUGUAAGCGAGUGUGCUAUUUUAUACAAGGUUGUUCAGAACCUGGUUUUAUAUUACAAAAUAAUGAAGUAAUAGAUUAUAAAUGACGAUACGUUCGCAAAACGUUUAAGGCACACAAUUUUGCUGCACUUCAUAAAUCAACACAACAUAAAAUCGUUCAUAAAGGUUCGUUGGUUCGUUUUUCCAUUUCGGCGGACAUUCAAUUCAUUUUCAAUAUAUCUGUCGGUAUCUUGUUUAUUACAUGGCAACGCUGCGCUGUACUAUCAUACUAUGUUCACAUGUAAGCUUGAAUGAAUUGUUCGAAUAAAUUGCAACGAAAGUACUAUUCCAGAGCCAAGUGUCUGUUAAGUGAUAGCCGACGUCAAUCUUUUUCCCGGAACUGUUUUAAUGCAGGUCUAAAAAUUGACUUUAGUGUCAGUGGAAAUGCAAUGUAAAUGAAACUGGUUCUGAAACUCCUUCGCUGAGCAAUUCACAAAUUCAUGAAUCACACCUCAUUUUCAUCGUCAACUUCAAAGGCAACUCGAGACAUUCAAUUUUCCAAAAAAUUUCCAUUGAUGUGACGUAAUUAUGCUACGAGUCGAGAGAUAUAGAAAACAAACUCCUCAUGUAAUGUCGACAAUCCUCUGAACCUCAUUUUCCUUCAGCGUCUAAAGUGGCACUUGACAAUAAACCGAAAGCAUAAUUAAAGGGAUGUUUUUGUAGCCACUGAAGAUGACUCUGAUCUAGAGAUCUAGAAAUAUUUGGCAGUGAAACAGAUCACAUUGAGCUAAUCCGACGUUCAUUCUCAAUUGAAGUGAAGUUGAAGAUUGCGUCGAAUUAAAAAACGAAUUAAAUUCAAUGAACUUAUAAAUCGUUUUGAGCCUUCAUGCAAUGCAUAAACUCUCCUAAAGAACCACACAAAUAACGUUUAAUUCAACCUUUUGCAGCCCUAAAUUCCUGGAAUUUUUCAAAUUUGUAAUGAUUGGAAUAUGCUUCGACAGAGCCGUCAUAUAAAGUAAAUUUUAUGUCAAAACGAAUGAAGUGAAAGAUUUAUUGUAUCAAUGUCUUACAUAGAUCCAAUAGAAUCAUGAUACUAAUGAUACUUAUGCUUAUAAUAUGGAUGUCUUUGUCUCUGACAGGUUAAGAUUAUUGUAAUUCUAUUUUCUUAUUGAGCCAUUUAGAAACGAUUAGAUAUACGACUAGUGUUCAACUUCAACUUAAGACUAGUAAAAUGGAUGCUGGAUAUUAAAAUGAACAGAUGAAAAAUGACAAAGAAUUAUUAGGAACCGACCCUUUUUAUCCAAUCGUUCAUUAAAUUACACACAUAACGUUACCACAUUUGGACAGCAUACUCCAUAUAGCAUAUGAUGGGGGAACAAAUAGAAGGAAUGUAAAGAAUUUAAUUGGUCGGUUCAUGUAAUUCUCCUUCGACUAGAAAGUUUAGAUUGAAAAAAAAAACUUUUGUUCAAUUUAUUAGAAUCUUUUUAUUAAAAAAUAAGAAAAAUCUAUCAUCACAAGCAAGGUGAUGUUUCUUAACAAUAAUUUAAUUUAAGAAACGAAAACCAUUUUCAUUAACUUACUUUAAUACUACGCUACAUAAUAUCGUAGUGUUCCCAUUUUCAUACCACCACCACUGUAAUUUUGUCACGAACUUAGUACAUUACGUAACUGUGUAACCAACUCACUUACUACAUUUAUCACCAAUACACGAUCACAAUGCCACAGAGAAGAAAAGAGGGGAGAAAGGUUUUUCGGUACCUUAGGAGGAAGAAUAUAGGAUCAGGUCAGUGCUCCGCGAACUUGCUAAUAAACCAAUCUGAUAGAUCUGAGUUCUUAGCACCGAGGCCUGUUUUUUUUUUGUCCUGUGUGUGAUUCGCCAUCUUUUGCUCACACCCGGCAACUCGAACGUCAGUAACUUCUCCGCAAGUGCAUUGGUCGUGUAUUGCAUAGAUUUUGUCAGAACAUGAAUCAGGACUUGUUUAUCACAGAGACAAUCUACUUAGUGUGAAACGUGACGCAUAAACUAAUAUUGCCUGUUGCUAGCCGACGGCAAACAUUAGAGACCUACACAUUUGUUAGUGUAGCAGAAGCACAACAUAUGCCCGAAGAGGGCUUAGAUGCAGGAAUAAAUACCACCCACCUUUAACUUAACUCCUAAGCAGACAAAAAGAUUGGAAAGAGGAGGAAAAAAGUAAACCAAAAUUGAUAAAUCACGACAAUCACAUUCGAUUGCCCUAACUGCUGUUACAAUAAAUUUACUAUUUUGCGUAUACCAAAGUUUAAGUAGAGAUUUAAGUGAUUUAGAUUGUAAGCUAAACUAUUUUGUGUAUUGUUGGUUGAAAUCGCAACCAACAGUUGAAAAAGAAGUGAAUUAUUCACGUGUUAGUUUUAUAUGAAAUGGGCCUAAUGCGUUUAACGUCAUAUUUUGCAUGUUAAAAAUGUCAUCCUUUCGUCCCAUUCAUAUGCGUAAAGGAGAUCUGCCACUUA